AUGGCUGCUUUAUUUGCGUGUCCGAAUAAUAGUAUUUCACUAUACUAUAUUCAAAUCAAACAAGGAAUUUAUGAAGAAUAUGUCCAAAUCGACUCGUGGAAAACCAACAUUGUUUUUCUUGGAGAAGGAAUGGACAGAACAAUAAUAACAGGAAAUAAGAGUUAUGGAGGUGGAAUAGGAACGUACGAUACUGCUACCGUGGGGGUGGAUGGAAGAGGCUUCAUUGCGCAAGACAUUGCAUUUCGGAACACGGCUGGAGCUGUGAACUAUCAAGCGGUAGCUUUAAGGGCAUCUGCCGAGUGCAUCACCUUCUAUAGGUGUCAGUUUGAUAGUUUUCAAGACACCGUAUAUACACACAAUGGCAAACAGUUCUACAGAGAAUGUGUAAUUUUGGGCACCAUCGAUUUCAUUUGUGGUGAUGCAACUGCAGUGUUUCAAAGUUGUUUGAUUGAAAUACGUAAGCCACUAAAAGGUCAAUAUGUCGUCAUCACAGCACAACAGAGAAACAAUAAUGGUCAAACAGGACUCGUAUUGCAGAAUUGCACGUUGAAAUUGGCAACUCCAGACGCAGGAGAUAAUGUAGCUAUGUACUUAGGUCGGCCAUGGGGAAAUUUUUCACGUACGGUCAUUAUGCAGAGUUACAUAGAUAUAUUCGUAGAUCACAAAGGGUGGAUAGAAUUUGGAAAUAUGCCUAUAGUUCAGCCAUACUAUUUGGAAUAUCAGAAUAAAGGAGUUGGUGCAGAUACAAAGAGACGUGUCAAGUGGGCAUCAACUACUAAUGAUCCCAGAAUUGUAUCAAAUUUCACAGUUAGAAAUUUCAUAAACGGUGAUGAAUGGAUUCCUUCCACAGUUCCACAUUACUUAGAUCUCAUGUAG
This is a messenger RNA of Solanum lycopersicum (tomato), 876 nucleotides long. RefSeq names its product probable pectinesterase/pectinesterase inhibitor 12. The record is from RefSeq and is a predicted model, not a curated record. Gene Ontology annotation, molecular function: pectinesterase activity; pectinesterase inhibitor activity. Gene Ontology annotation, biological process: cell wall modification. Lineage: Eukaryota; Viridiplantae; Streptophyta; Magnoliopsida; Solanales; Solanaceae.